Sinocyclocheilus anshuiensis is the source of this 1395-nucleotide messenger RNA. RefSeq names its product nucleoporin 54 (gene nup54). Gene Ontology annotation, biological process: NLS-bearing protein import into nucleus; protein localization to nuclear inner membrane; nuclear pore organization. Gene Ontology annotation, molecular function: structural constituent of nuclear pore. The transcript is spliced from 9 exons. Gene Ontology annotation, cellular component: nuclear pore; nuclear pore central transport channel. The coding region runs from base 255 to 1376 and encodes 373 amino acids. The record is from RefSeq and is a predicted model, not a curated record. Lineage: Eukaryota; Metazoa; Chordata; Actinopteri; Cypriniformes; Cyprinidae.
AGUUUUCUUUACUAGUAGUUGCUUUUUACUAGAACAAACAUGGCGGCAAACACAUUGACAUCAGUUCACAGAGGUUUUAUUGAGAUCUUCCUGCAGUAGUUUGGUAGUAAAGUAAAGGCUUGGUGAGGCUUUAUUUCUCAGUCAUAGUGAUUUAUUUCAUGUAUAGGAGGAGUGUGUGACAUGAGCUGCACGUAGGAACCACUUGUUCGUAGUAACUGUUUCCGGUCGGACUGUAUCGCGGCAGGACCGGAAACAUGGCGUUCAACUUCGGCGGCGCGUCCAGCAACGCGAGUGCGUUCGGGGGGUUCGGCUCCACCUCCUCCGCCGGUGCCGGCACCAACUUCAAUUUCUCCACACCGUCAAACACAGGUGCCAGUCUCUUUGGAAACACUCAGAAUAAGGGCUUCAGCUUCUCGUCCGGUCUGGGCUCCAGCGCACCGGCGGGGAUGGGCUUUGGCGGCGCUCUGGGCAGCACUGGACUGGGCUUCGGAGGAUUCGGUGGGAUCCAGCCCGCUCAGAACCAACAAGGAGGCAUGUUUAACCAGCAGGCGUCUCAGUCCAGUCAGCUCUUUAACACAGCCAGCGCUCUCUCUGCUCCAUCGGUCCUCAACGACGAGCGCGACUCAAUUCUGGCCCGAUGGAACCAGCUGCAGGCCUUCUGGGGAGUAGGGAAGGGUUACUACAGCAGCAGCACACCGCCGGUGGAGUUCAGCCAGGAGAACCCCUUCUGCCGCUUCAAGGCGGUGGGCUACAGCUGUGUUCCUGAUGUGAAGGAUGAGGAUGGUUUAGUGGCUCUUGCUCUCAAUAAGAAGGAAGUUGAGGUUCGCUCUCAGCAGCAGCAGCUGGUUGAAUCGAUGCACAAGGUUCUGGGAGGAAAUCCGACUCUUUCGGUCAACGUGGAGGGAGUGCGAGCGCUGCCCGACGAUCAGGCGGAGAUGAUCAUUUAUCUGGUGGAGCGCUCUCCUAACGGCACGUCGAAGCGAGUCCCGGCGUCCACGCUCUACAGCUACAUGGAGCAGUUGAACGUGAAGUCUGCGCUGCAACAGCUGGGUGUGAUCAUGGCGGUCAGUCGCACCGCACUGACCCCGGCGCAGCUCAAGCAGCUGCUGCAGAACCCGCCCGCAGGUGUGGAUCCCAUCAUCUGGGAACAGGCCAAAGUGGACAAUCCAGACCCAGAGAAGUUGAUUCCGGUCCCCAUGGUGGGCUUCAAAGAGCUGCUGCGCAGACUGAAGAUCCAGGAUCAGAUGACCAAACAGCACCAGACCAGAGUGGAUAUCAUCUCUAACGACAUCAGUGAACUGGACGAGGAACACCUGAGAGUUCAGCUGGAAACCAUCCAAUCAGACCUCAACGCACCGACACAGUUUAAGGUGUGAUCAUCAGCUGAAACACCCA